This is a messenger RNA of Saccostrea echinata, 2546 nucleotides long. RefSeq names its product mediator of RNA polymerase II transcription subunit 25-like. The record is from RefSeq and is a predicted model, not a curated record. Gene Ontology annotation, cellular component: mediator complex; transcription regulator complex. The transcript has 19 exons. Gene Ontology annotation, biological process: positive regulation of transcription by RNA polymerase II. Lineage: Eukaryota; Metazoa; Mollusca; Bivalvia; Ostreida; Ostreidae. Bases 31 to 2283 code for a protein of 750 amino acids.
AGUAACUGGACGUGUUUUCUACAGAAGAAUAUGGUCGUGACAGAUCAGAAAGUAAACCCAGCCGAUGUUGUGCUAGUCGUAGAAGCGACAGCGAAUCUCAGUGCUUACAUUGAUGUGCUAAAGAAGCAGUAUAUUGUUCCAUCGCUAGAAGUUUUUAAUGGUGGACCUCCUGAUCCAACAGAUAUUGGACAUGAUUACAGCUGUUCAUUGUACAAUCUAGUGACCUUCUACUCAGCUGAUGUCAUUCCAGACACAACAUCAAGAUGUUCUGGUGUCACUACAAAUAUUCACGAGUUCAUAACUUGGUUGGAUGAUCUUCCAUUUAUUGGUGGAGGUGGAGAGUCUUGUAGUCACAUCACUGAAGGAUUGAGUACAGCUCUCCAUGUUUUUGAUGAUCUCCAGAAAGUGCGCAUUGAUAUUGGGUUACCUGUGCAGCGACACUGCAUCCUUGUCUGUAAUUCCCCUCCCUAUAAUCUACCCAGUCAGGAAGGGGUCCGUUAUGUGGGAUAUAUGGCAGAUCAGUUAGCCAGCAUGAUGGCCAAGAGGGGCAUCCAUUUGUCCAUCAUAUCCCCAAGAAAAAUCCCUGCUCUUCAGAAACUGUAUGAGGAGUCUAGUUCUCCUGCUGAUAUGUCAGCUCCAGUGAAAGACUUUACCACAGAUCCACGGCAUCAUGUUUUACUCCAUGGAUUUCAACUGGAAGAACGAGCGCACAGUCCAGCAGGAGACCACACAGCUGUCAUAGACAAACUUGUAGACAAAAACCCCACCAGUCCUGCCCCUCCCAGUAUUUCUGCCAGCACUGGAUUUUCCCCUGCACCAUCUCUCACAGAUCAGAUGUCUGUAGACUCCGGAUUCAGGAAACCAAACACAACAUCUACUGGAAAUGCACUUAGUAACCAGGACCAAGGCAACCCCAUACAGUCCAUGCCAUCUCCCCAGCAGCCCCUUAAUCAGCCAUCCCCCUCUCCUCAGAUUCCCCUACAACACAGUCCAAUGCCCCAGCAACCCCAGCAACAACCUCAGCCGCAACAAAUCGUACCACAGCAAAUGUCAAAUCCAAUGCCGCCACAGUCACAGUAUGACCCACUAAAAAUGAAUCCCAUGCAAUCCAUGGAUACUAGUAUACAGAAUAGAAGCACAGCCAUGGUUACCAAUCCCACAAGUCAACCAAUGUUCUCGCAACCCACCCCAGACCAGCAACCAAAUGCCGGAAUGCCGGCCCAGCCAGGACAACCCAAUCCUAUGAAAGACAGAAAAAUCAUAUGGCAGGGGAUGUUAGAGUGGCAGGAGAAGAUGAAAGCUGGAGGACCUCAGACCCCGAAAGUCAACAGACAGCUGCAGUGUCACUUGUCUAUAGGGCAGGCUGAUCCAGACAUUAAUGCCAUGAAUUGGCCUAAAGUUCUGAUUAUGCAGUUGAUUCCUCAAUCACUACUGAACUCAACCCAACUUCAGCCUCUCUUUAAAAACUCCCGCCAGGUGGCAUUCCACUUUGGCAGUCAGAAUCUGGAUGAUCUUAGAAAUCUCUACAAAGUCAUGGGUACUGGUUUUGCUGGUUGUGUACAUUUUCCAGCAGGAAGUCAGUGUGAAGUCAGAGUGCUUCUCUUGCUAUUUAGCAAUAAAAGAAAAGCUUUUAUAGGACUCAUUCCAAAUGACCAAACAGCCUUUGUCAAUGGGAUAAGAAAUGUCAUCUUCACACACAAAAUGAGGCAACAACAACAACAGAGACAAGACCAACCACAACAAAUGCAACAGCAACAACCAUUUCCAGGGCAGCAGCAGCCAGGCAUGCCAGCCCAACCAAUGCAGAAUCCUCAGGGGGCUCAGUUUGGGGUACAGCAGAUGCCACAGGUGAGCAUGCAGAACCCCAUGAUGACCCAGCAGCAGGCCAAUAUGCAGAAGCAAAUGCAGGCAACACAGUUAGCAAAGCAACAAGAGCAACAAAAGUUACUAGCACAACAGAGACUACAAAUACAACAACAACAGAGACAACUUCAGAUGCAGCAACAAAUGCAACAGCAGCAACAACAGCAACCUGGUCUCAAUCAACAGCAACAACAAUUGACACAGCUCCUGAUGCAGCAGCAACAACAAGGACAGAGACAACCCCAGAUGAUUAUUCCUCAUGGGGGGAGGGGGCCAGUCCUACACCAAGGCCAGCAGCAAGUAAUGGGAGGUGGACAGGUGCUCCAGGGAAACAUGCCCCAGAUGGCUCAGCAGGGCCCCGCCACAGGACCCCAGGGGGGUAACAUGUUUGAUGAUCUGGAUAUGACCUUCUUGAGCUAACACUUAAGACUUUAUGAUCUUUGGAUAUAAAUGUUUUUGGUUACCUGAACAUGUGUGUUAGCUUCAAGGGGAUUGUUUGCCCUGGAAUCAGUGAUCUGGUUCUAGUUAAAGCUUCCAUGCUUAUAUACAUGUAAAAUGUGAUUUAGGUAUACAGGCAUACCUGUACAAUUUGCUAGAUCAGUGAAGUUUGAGUCUUUUUAUUCUGUAAAUGAAAAUUGUUGUAAAAAAUUAUUAUACAAAAUAAAGUGCAAUACAUCUUUCAA